AUGGCUUUUGGUUAUCGCUCCUCUACCGGGGCUCUCGAUCGCUUCGACGAUUAUGAGCCUCCGCCACGACGCCCCGAGCGCUGGGACCGCGAGAAGUUCGAGCGCAUGAGCCGUCGCCCGCCCCACGACGACCGCGAGACGUUCCGCUGGGUCGAGCCUGAGCGCGACAACUACCCGCCGCGCCCUCCCAGGUCAAGGCCCGACGUCGCCCUCGAGGACCGCCUUGAAACCAGAAGCUCGCGCGGUCGCUUCGACGAGCGAGACCGCUUCUAUGACGAUGACAUCAUCGAGCGCCGUGGUCCAGGCCGUCGCCCGGACUUCCUUGAUCGUGAAGAGCCGUCGCCUGCUGAGGUAGCUAGCCGUGCACUUGCACCAUACCGCCGCAAACCCCCCACCGAGAGGGGGCUUAGUCCGCCGGCUCGCCGCCCAGCCCGCCCCGCCAUGCUUCGCAGGCAAUCUUCGCUCGACACUUUCGACCGCCGCCCGCUUCACCGGCAUGAGGAGAGAGACGAAUGGCGACCACCAGCAAACGUCGACAUUCCUCUGCCGAUCCGCCGUAGAUCUCCAUCUCGUCGUCGUCGUUCCCCUCCCGUAGACCGCUACAGGGAGGACGACUUCGAGGAGAUCAGGUACAGAGACGCUGAACCGGAUUUCCGCGAGGAUUACAGGGAGGUUGAGAUUCGGAGAGAGAAAAGUCGUGCACGGAAGUCCCACCGGAGCGACCGGAGCGAGCGCAGCGAGAGCAGAUAUAGGGCUCCGUCCAGCAAGAGUUCGAGCUCUAGCUUUGAGGAGAUCAGAGAGGUAUCGCCGUCCCAACUACCCGGCAAGAAGGGCAAGACGAGGAUGCCCAGGCGUCUCGUGCACAAGAGUGCUAUCAUCCAGCUUGGCUAUCCAUUCGAAGAGGAGGAGGACUUCAUCAUCGUCAAGCGAGCUCUCGAGAAGCCUCAAAUUGACGAAGUCAUCAAGAUCAGUGAGACGUACAAGGCUGAGGACAACAAACGCACGACCUACCGUUAUGAAGAGGAGAAGAUGAUUGAGGUUCCUGCGCCGCCGCCGCCCCCACCGUCCGCGCCAAUGACCCAAAUCAUUGAGGUGCCUCCGCCGCCGCCGCCGCCGCCAGUGCCGGGCCCGGAGCCGAUCUUCAUGGCUCCUCCGCCGCCUCCCCCGUCGUCGCACCAUCACAGUCACUACUCUCACCACUCCCAUCACAGCCCGCCGCCUCCUCCGCGUUCUGUACGGACUGUGUCUCCGUCCAGACGUGAGAUUUACGAGGAGCGCAUCGAAGAGUCUAACCACAUCGGCGGGCCUUUGACUGUUGUGAUGCCAGAGAGGCGGAGUGACCGGGAAAUCAAGGACGAGAUUCGACGACUGGAAAACGAGAGGAGAGCACUGCAGCUGGAGCGACGGGCCGAGGAUCUCCGUCUUGCGCCAACCGAGUAUCGGGAAACCGAGUACGAAAUCAUCGAAGAACGGCCGCGCGAGCGAAACGUGGUCCGCGUUGACAAGGAUCGAAAGGGUAGGUUGGCCCUGGUCCGAUCCUCUCAUUAA
Diplodia corticola is the source of this 1548-nucleotide messenger RNA. RefSeq lists its product as uncharacterized. The transcript has 3 exons. Gene Ontology annotation, molecular function: actin binding; microtubule binding. Gene Ontology annotation, cellular component: cytoplasm; actin filament. Gene Ontology annotation, biological process: actin filament polymerization. The record is from RefSeq and is a predicted model, not a curated record. Bases 1 to 1548 code for a protein of 515 amino acids. NCBI's taxonomy places the organism in Eukaryota, Fungi, Ascomycota, Dothideomycetes, Botryosphaeriales, Botryosphaeriaceae.